GGAGUCCGAGCGAGAGAGAGAGAGAAAGGGAGAGCGAGCGAGAGAGCGCGGUGGGUGGGCGUGUCCAUGACGUCACCCUCGAGCUCUCCUCAGCGCGCACGGCUGUGGUUUCUUCGGAGCGGAGCUUGAAGUCAGACGCGCCGAGCGAGACGCAGCGCUAUCCGGGGGAUUUAAACCGCUACUCGCCGCCGUCCGUCCGUCCGCGCCCGGAGCUCUCUCUCUCUCUCUCUCUCUCUCUCUAUCGCCUUGGAUCUGCUCUCUCGUUGGAUUAUUACCGUUCUUUAUUCCCCGGCGCGGCGCGCAGGAAGAUGUAAGGAGGUUUUGCGCGUGCAGAAUCACGGAGAACACAGGAACGCGCUCGUUUAAAACAAGCAGGAGCUCCAGUAUCCGGAUGACAGCGUCAGGCAAACGUUCCCAGGAGUGCCGAUGAAAACACACGAGCCAUAAGUUUUGCCUGACUUUGGAGCGAGGAUCUAUUUAUCCGGUCCUACCGAGGCAGCUGAAGAAAACGCCACUAAAAACAGCCGAAGAAUGAAGCAGAAGGAAUAUUAAAAACAGCAGAGAGAGUACCAAACGUCAAGCGUGCCGACCCUUCGUCUCCAGCCUGUGGGGCCGUGGCUCUCUAGCCAGGUCAGAGGUCAUCUGCGACAUGAUGCCAGCCAGCCACCUGCCUAUCCUGCUCUCCCUGAGUGCCCUGCUGCUGUCUCCACUGCUCACCGGCUCCUUGGCCUUAUCUCCUCCCAGGUUCACAAAAGUUCCUGUCGACAUGAUCGGCGUCUCCGGAGGUGUCGUAUCCUUCGUAUGCCAAGCCACAGGUGACCCCAAGCCAAGAGUAACCUGGAAUAAGAAAGGAAAGAGGGUGAACUCUCAACGCAUCGAGACAAUAGAGUUUGACGAAGGUGCGGGGGCCGUGCUAAGGAUCCAGCCCCUCCGGGCGCCUCGAGACGAGAACAUCUAUGAGUGUGUGGCGGAGAACAGCGAAGGCGAAAUCAGUGUCCAAGCUAAGCUGUCAAUCAUUAGAGAGGACCUACUUCCUGCUGGCUUCCCCAACAUUGACAUGGGCCCACAGCUGAAGGUGGUGGAGCGCACCCGCACGGCUACCAUGCUUUGCGCCGCGAGCGGUAACCCUGAUCCGGAAAUCACCUGGUUCAAAGACUUCCUUCCCAUCGACCCCAGCACAAGUAACGGACGACUCAAACAGCUCAGAUCGGGUAAGACGAACGAAUGCCCUUUAUGCUAA
This is a messenger RNA of Carassius auratus (goldfish), 1240 nucleotides long. RefSeq names its product receptor-type tyrosine-protein phosphatase S-like. NCBI's taxonomy places the organism in Eukaryota, Metazoa, Chordata, Actinopteri, Cypriniformes, Cyprinidae. Gene Ontology annotation, biological process: homophilic cell-cell adhesion; axon guidance; dendrite self-avoidance. Bases 650 to 1240 code for a protein of 196 amino acids. Gene Ontology annotation, molecular function: cell-cell adhesion mediator activity. The record is from RefSeq and is a predicted model, not a curated record. Gene Ontology annotation, cellular component: plasma membrane; axon. The transcript is spliced from 7 exons.